This is a messenger RNA of Rattus norvegicus (Norway rat), 966 nucleotides long. Its product is annotated as olfactory receptor 6C6-like. Gene Ontology annotation, molecular function: G protein-coupled receptor activity; olfactory receptor activity. Gene Ontology annotation, cellular component: membrane; plasma membrane. Gene Ontology annotation, biological process: detection of chemical stimulus involved in sensory perception of smell; signal transduction; G protein-coupled receptor signaling pathway. NCBI's taxonomy places the organism in Eukaryota, Metazoa, Chordata, Mammalia, Rodentia, Muridae. The record is from RefSeq and is a predicted model, not a curated record.
AGAGAAAUGAAGAACCAAUCAGUGAAGAUAGAGUUCAUUUUGCUUGGUCUGACAGAUGACCCUCAGCUACAAAUUCUGAUUUUCUUGUUUCUGUUUUUCAAUUACGUCUUAAGUGUGAUGGGAAACUUAGUGAUCAUCUUCCUCUCCCUGCUGGAUCCCCACCUCAAGACUCCAAUGUAUUUCUUCCUCCGGAAUUUUUCUUUUUUAGAAAUUGCAUUCACUACAGUGUGCAUUCCCAGGUUCCUGAUAAGCAUUCUCUCAGGAGACAGAAAAAUUUCCUACAAUGCUUGUGCAGCACAAUUAUUCUUCUUUUUCUUACUAGGAAGCACCGAGUUUUAUCUUCUUGCUGCCAUGUCUUAUGAUCGCUAUGCAGCCAUCUGCAGACCACUGCAUUACCCCAUCAUCAUGAACAACAAAGUGUGCCACCUAUUGGUCCUUAGCUCCUGGGUAAUUGGGUUCUUAGUUGUCUUCCCUGCUUUGAUCUUGGGACUCAAACUGGAUUUCUGUGCCUCAAAAACAAUAGACCACUUCCUGUGUGAUACUUCUCCUCUCCUGCAGCUCUCUUGCACAGAUACCCAUUUUAUUGAAUUAUUGGAUUUUGCUUUAGCUGUCAUGACACUUGUCAUCACCUUGAUCUUAGUGAUUCUCUCUUACACACUCAUUAUCAAAACCAUCCUAAAGUUCCCUUCAGCUCAACAGAGGAAAAAAGCCUUUUCUACCUGCUCCUCACACAUGGUUGUUGUCUCCAUUACUUAUGGGAGUUGUAUCUUUAUGUACAUGAAAACAUCAGCCAAGGAGAGGGUGACUUUAAAUAAAGGUGUAGCUGUGCUCAACACUUCUGUGGCCCCUUUGCUAAACCCUUUCAUUUACACCCUAAGGAACCAGCAGGUAAAGGAUGCAUUCAAACACGUAUUUCACAGAUUUUGUUUUCUACAAAACAGUGAGACAAGGUUUAGACAUAAAUAA